GGUAUAACAAACACAACUAUCAGCAGCUCAACACUCAAACUUUCUCCACCACAUCUCACAUUAUUGGAGUUUACAACGCUCCGCAUCAACACAGCGACAAAACACGGGAAUAUGUAACGCGAAACAGCUACGAUGAAGGACUGGUGUGAUCUUCUCUUGGCUGAUUCUGCUGCUGUUCCGCAUGCAGCCUAAUGAGCCCUCAUGCACACUAUGGCAACAAUCGGUCCGUGCUCAGAUGCAGAGGACCUGUUGGCUUCCAUCCACCUGGAGAGGUAUCUGGACCACUUCCGUCAGGCAGGCUUUCUCCUCGCUCGAGACUUCUGUCAUGUGGAUAAUGCUGCUCUGAACCGGGUCGGAGUCGCUGCCACCGGCCACAGGAAGCGGAUCCUCAAACUGGUGGAGCACAUUCAGCUGAUCUGCCAACAUCAAAGCAAAGAGCCCUCGCUAGAUCGCUGUAAUUCAGAGUCCGCCAUUCACGAUGUGACUCCUGUCAAAGCCGAGCCUCUUUCUCCUUCAAAACCUCCUGGCACCACUUUCCAAGCCUUACGCAACAGCUCUGCCCCCAAUCUUUGUGCACAAGUCAAGCGCUCAUUCUCGGAGCGCAGCACCAGUGUUGUAAAGCCGGUACCAAAACCAAGAACUGUCUUCCACAAACUGAGAGGAGACAAAUUCUCUCUAGCGACGCAACACGAACACCGAAAGUCAUCUCAGGAUAAUGUAAUCGAUUCAUCCUUUAUUUCAUGCAGUACAGACACUGUUAAAACAGCUACUGAAUCUAAAAAGGGCCAUUACGAGCCAAGUCUCAGCUCUACUGCUUUAUCUCCAGAGACUGAGGGGCCGUUACCUCCAGUUCCCCCCAGGUUAAAUCGAGGGAUUCCUCCAUCUACGUUCAGGAGGAUGUCGGGACAGGAGCGUCUAAGCACCCCGCCGCUCUGUACCCCUCCAGACUCGCCAUCCAGUUAUCAGUGUUCUCCCUUCACUAACACACCUGGAUCCCCCCCGAGUCCACCCUGCUCAGGGCUAGAGAUGGUCUCUAAUGAAAUCUACUGUGGCACUUUACCAGACACUCCGCAUGUGUUUUGGAGUCGUUCUGUACCCAUCCCCCCUCCACGCCAGGAGCCCAGUCCAUCCACUGAAAAUCAUAGCACUUUAGAAAAGUCUAACUCAAGUGAAUCAUCUAAAAGAACGUCUGCAUCUGCUGAGGAAGAUGAUGAAAUGAUCAACCCGUACUGUGAAACUGUUUUCCACAGUAAGCGGCAAUAUCAGCAUUCAGAGGUUGAGAGAAGCGAAAGUGAAGAAAAGACUUUGAAUAAAGAAGAUAAACUGAGAGAUCAUGGGCAUCACAAUCACUCAUGGCUGAAGCGUCUGGACUCUCCAGGCUACUGUACAGUAGGUGAAUCCUCGCACUCCUUCUCUCUCCCUCACAACCUGUGCUCCAGUGAAGCAGACGAGGACAUCAUCUCCCCCUACGCAAGCUUCACCUCCCUGUCCGAGCGUGCAGCGCCAAUCCUGAGCGGCUGGCUGGACAAACUCUCUCCUCAAGGAAACUACGUGUUCCAGAAACGAUAUGUGAAAUUUGACGGGAAGAACUUGAUGUACUUUGGGAGCGAAAAGGAUGCCUAUCCCAAAGGUGUGAUUCCUUUAGCUGCCAUACAGAUGGCCCGUCUAGCCAAAGACAACAAAUUUGAGAUAGUGACAAGUCACCGGACAUUUGUCUUCCGAGCUGAUAAUGAUGUCCAGAGGAGCAAAUGGUGCAGCACGUUGCAGGAGCGGGUCAAAGAACAGCUGGUUUUUGGUCGCCCACGUUUUGGCCCCGGCAGUCACUGCCAAAAGAGCGGCUUCCUGGAGCUCAAAGGAACCAAGUCAAAGAUCUACACCGCAAUUAUAAUGGAGCAGAUCUGGUUGUACAAGAGUGAGCAGUGCUUUAAAAAUGGGAUUGGAAUUACUGUAAUUGAGGCGAGAGGUGCUACAAUUCGUGAUGGGAAGGGCAAGAGCUUUGAUCUCAUUACACCUUAUAAAACCUUCAGCUUUACGGCAGAGACGGAUCGUGAGAAGCGGGACUGGAUGGAGGCCCUGCAGGAAUCUAUAGCCGAAACACUGUCUGACUACGAGGUGGCCGAGAAGAUCUGGUCCAACAGGUCCAACAAGAUCUGCGCAGACUGCAAAGCCAUCAAUCCGGAUUGGGCAUCAAUCAACCUCUGUGUGGUCAUCUGUAAAAACUGCGCAGGCCAACAUCGAGGUCUGGGCACAAUGGUGUCUAAAGUGCAGAGUCUGAAACUGGACACCAGCGUGUGGAGCAAUGAGAUCGUUCAGCUUUUCAUAAUGCUUGGCAAUGAUAGAGCCAAUGAAUUCUGGGCUGCCAGGCUUCCUGUGUCCGAAGAGCUGGACUGUGAUGCUUCUCCAGAGCAGCGCAGAGAGUUUAUCAGCCACAAGUACAGAGAGGGCCGAUACAGGCACCCACAUCCUAGCUUUAGCAGCCAGGAGGAACUGCUGAAGGCGCUGUGCACCGCCGUGACCGAGCAGAACCUGCUGAAAACAGUCACUCAGAUUUUUGCGGAGGCAGAGGCCGCGAGACUCGCUGACGCUAAUGGACACGAUAAGCGUGUGUCACCGCAUUACUCAUACGCACAGUCUGCAGAUUCCUGCGUGUAUGAUGAGAUCAUGCAGCCCAUUCUGUACUCCGGCUUCCUCUACAAGUCAGGCUCUUUGAACAAAGGGACAUUAUCACGCAGGACCAGAGACGCAGAUUUCCAAAAAUACUGGUGCACGGUGGAGAAGUCUAUUCUCUUUUAUGAGUCUGACAGAUGUCAUGAGCCCAGUAUGAAGAUCGAUGUUAAAGACAUCAUCUGUUUAGGAGUCAGCAGGCCAGACUCCAGCAACAACAGCGGCUUUAUUGACAAAUUUCGCUACACUUUUGAACUUUACCUAACGUCUGAUAAACUGGUCCAGUUUGGCUUGGAGACUCCAGAUGCUUUGCACAGUUGGGCGAGAGCAAUAGGGAAGGCCACUACUCCUCUCAGCUGUCACUGCCUGCUGGCGCGAGAGUUCGAGCGGGUGGGUGUGCUGAGAUACAAGGCCAUGUUAGACCCACAGCAGUGGAAAGAAGGCUUCUUUGUUCUCCAGAAGUCCAACCUGUUCAUAUGCCCUGGAAAUGAUGGAGCCGCUGAGGAUAUUAUAAACCUGAAACGCCUACAGGAGCUCAGUAUUGCAUCAGAAAUGGAGAACCAUGAGAAGAAGGACAUUCUGGUUCUUGUUGAGAAAGGAAGGACUCUUCAUCUGCAGGGCAUGGGCAGGACUGAUUUUUCCCUCUGGUACGCGGACAUCCAGAAGGCUGCAGGGGGGAAAGGAAACACCCUGAAGGAUCAGCAGCUCAGCAGAAACGACAUUCCCAUCAUAGUGGACAGUUGCAUUGCCUUCAUAACCCAGUAUGGUCUGGGUCACGAGGGUAUUUACAGAAAAAAUGGUGCCAAGUCCAGAAUCAAGCUUUUGAUGGAAGAGUUUCGUAAGGACGCCCGGAACGUGAAGCUCCGUAUUGGAGAUAACUUCAUUGAGGAUGUGACUGAUGUUCUGAAAAGGUUCUUUCGGGAGAUUGAUGACCCCAUAUUCAUGGCUGACCUCCACCCCUUCUGGAAGGAAGCUGCUAAGAUCCCUCUGAAGACACAGCGUUUGGAUCGAUACAAAGAGCUGAUUCGAGGUUUACCACGGGUCAACAGAACCACUUUAGCAGCGCUCAUCAGUCAUUUGUACCGGGUUCAGAAGUGUGCGGAUCUGAAUCAGAUGUGCACUAAAAACCUGUCCCUGCUUUUUGCACCCAGCCUGUUUCAGACUGAUGGCAAAGGGGAACAUGAGGUCAAAAUCAUAGAAGACCUCAUUGAUAACUAUCUCUAUAUAUUUGAUGUUGAUGAAGAACAUCAAACGCAGAUUGAUUUGGAAAUCAGUUUGAUAACCACAUGGAGAGACACACAGCUCUCACAGGCUGGAGACUUGAUUAUUGAAGUUUAUCUUGAAGAAAAGAUACCAGAUUGCUGUAUCACUCUGAAGGUGUCUCCCACUAUGUGUGCGGAGGAACUGACCAAUCAGGUGCUGUACAUGAGGAACAUCCCUGCAGGAGAGAAGGAUGUGUGGAUGACCUUUGAGGCCAUUGAGGAAGGAGAGCUCGAGCGGCCUCUUCACCCCAAAGAGAAGGUUCUGGAACAAGCUCUACAAUGGUGUAAAAUGUCUGAUCCCAGUUCAGCAUAUUUGGUGGUCAAGAAAGUUCCCAGAGGAGAAGCUAUAGACAUUUUCACAGCCUAUAAGAGUGAAAUCGUCAAGUCCGGAGUGCUGAAGUGUCGUGAAGAGCCGCCCAAACUCUUACAAGGAAACAAAUUCCAGGAGCGAUCUUUCCAAAUUAAAGACCACAAAUUACUCCUGAUGAAGGACAAAAAAAGCAACAAGCCUGAGAAAGAAUGGCAACUGAAGACUUUAAAGAUUUACAUGGGGAUCAGAAAGAAGCUAAAACCUCCAACUAAAUGGGGAUUAACAGUACUGCUGGACAAGCAGCAAUUGUAUCUCAGCUGUUCCUGUGAAACUGAAUUAUGGGACUGGAUGACCAAUUUAUUAAAAGCACAGAAUGAUGAUCUGCGGCCGCCGGUGAUGAGACGGCACUCAUCCUCGGACAUCUCCAAGCAGAAGUUUGGCACCAUGCCGCUCGUGCCCAUCAGAGGAGAGGAGAGCAACACCAACUCCACCAUGCUCUCUGCCAAUCAGACUCUGAGGAAGCUUCACACAAGAAGAGCACUCUCCAUGUUUUUUCCCAUGAAGAUACAGCAGCAGGACUCAUUUGAGGAGCGCAUUGAAAUCCCCGAGCCUUUAUACGAGGAGGUGGGAGACUUUGGCCUGCAGGUGCUCAAGUCUUUGGAGACCAGUUUUCUGUCCAGCGGCCAUGCAGAGACACAGGAGGUGCCCAUGCGACCCAUCAGCCUGGGACAGAGGAAAACUACGUCCCUGGACCGCAUGCUGGGCUCCAGGCCAUUUGUGUCCUCAGGUGAGUCUCUGGACGCUCUGAGCCACGAUGGAUCUUCUGACUCUCUGCCCAUCCCAGGUCAUCACAGGGCUCACCGCUCGUGCAGCCCACAACAGGAACUACUGCUACAGGAACUGUCAACCAUGUUCUGCAAGAAACCAGAGUCUGAUGAGGCUGAAAACCUCACCUGAGCUUCAGAAUGAUGUGCGCUUUUUUGUUGUUGUUUUGUUUUGAAAUGGGCUAGGAAGAAUUCAGUAUUAAAUGUUUGUUUAUUUAAAGGGACAGUCCACCCAAAACCAAUUUCAUAUCAUUUCCACUUGAACUACAUCUGAUGAAUGCAAAGCAAAGCAAUAUUGGAAACCAGUAGUAUUUUUCAUACAAUGGCAGUCGGUGGUUACCUGUUUCCAGCAUUUUAAGAAAAUAAGAUAUUUUAGAGAUUGUUGGAAACCAGUUGCUAUUGAUUUACAUAGGGUUUUUUUUAUAUGGGAGUCAAUGAGUGCCUGUUUCUAAAAUUCUUAGAAAAGAAGAUAUUUUGAAGAAUGUUGGAAACUGGUUGCUAUUGUCAAUGCAUUGUUUCUAUUUCCAGUAUUGUUAGAAAAGGAGAUAUUUUACACGAGAAUGUUGGAAAUGAGUUGCUAUUAAUUUUCAUAGUAUUUUUUGCUCAUUCUGGGAGUGAACAGCUACUGGUUUCCAACAUUCUUAAAAAAAGAAGAUACUUUAGAGAAUUCUGUAAACCAGUUGCCAUUGAUUCCCAUCAGAUUUUUUUCCUACUAUGGGAGUCAAUGAGUACCUGUUUCUAAAAUUCUUAGAUAAUAAGAUAUUUUGAAGAAUGUUAGAAAGCAGUUGAUAUUGAUUCUCAUUGUAUUUUUCCUAAUAUUGGAGUCAAUGGUUACCUGUUUCAAACUUUCUUAGAAAAGAAGAUAUUUUGAAGAUUGUUGGAAAUCAGUUGCUAUUAAUUACCAUAGUAUUUUUCCUACUAUGUAUGUCAAUCAAUUUUUAUUUUCAGCAUUCUUAGAAAAGAAGAUAUUUUAGAGAAUGUUGGAAAUGGGUUGCUAUUGAUUUUCAUAGUAUUUGUAUUCUUACUAUAGGAGUGAAUGGCUACUGGUUUCCAACAUUCUCAGAAAAGAAGAUACUUUAUAGAAUGUUGAAAACCUGUUGCUAUUGAUUUCCUUGUUUUUUUCUAUUAUGGGAGUCAUGUAUGCCUGUCUACAAUGUUCUUAGAAAAGCAGAUAUUUUGAAGAAUGUUGUAAACCAGUUGCUAUUGGUUCCUUAGUAUUUUUUCUAAUAUGGAAGACAAUGGUUACCUGUUUCCAAUCUUCUUAGAGAAGAAGAUACUUUAGAAAAUGUAGGAAACCAGUUGCUAUUGAUUCUAUGGGGCUCAAUGAGUGCCUGUUUCUAAAAAUGUUUAGAAAAGAAGAUAUUUUGAAGAAUGUUAGAAAUCAGUUGCUAUUGAUCCUCAUAGUAUUUUUCCUACAAUAUAAAUCAAUGGCUAUCUAUUUCCAGCAUUCUUAGAAAAUAAGAUAUUUUAGAGAAUGUUGGAAAUGGGUUGCUAUUAAUUUCCAUAGUAUUUGUAUUACAAUAGGAGUGAAUGGUUACUGGUUUCCAACAUUCUCAGAAAAGAAGAUACUUUAUAGAAUGUUGAAAACCUGUUGCUAUUGAUUUCCAUAAUGUUUUUUUCCUAAUAUGGGAGUCCUGUAUGCCUGUCUCCAACGUUCUUAGAAAAGAAGAUACUUUAUAGAAUGUUAUAAACCAGUUGCUAUUGGUUCCUUAGUAUUUUUUCUAAUAUGGAAGUCAAUUGUUUCAAACUUUCUUAGAAAAGGAGAUACUUAAGAAAAUGUUGGAAACCAGUUGCUAUUGAUCCCAUCGUAUUGUUUUCCAUUAUGUAAAUCAAUGGCUAUCUAUUUCCAGCAUUUUUAGAAAAUAAGAUAUUUUAGAGAAUGUUGGAAAUGGGUGCUAUUUAUUUUCAUUGUAUUUUUCUUUUACUAUGGGAGUGAAAUGCUACUGAUUUCCAACAUUCUCAGAAAAGAAGAUACUUUAUAGAAUGUUGAAAACCUGUUGCAAUUGAUUUCCAUAAUGUUUUUUUUCCUACCAUAGGAGUUGUGUAUGCCUGUCUCCAACAGUCUUAGAAAAGACGAUAUUUUGAAGAAUGUUGUAAAUCAGUUGCUAUUGGUUCCUUAGUAUUUUCCUAAUAUGGAAGUCAAUGGUUACCUGUUUCCAACUUUCUUAGAAAGUUUCUUUAUAAAAUGUUGGAAACCAGUUGCUUUGGAUUCCAUCAUAUUGUUUUCCACUAUGUAAAUCAAUGGCUAUCUAUUUUCAGCAUUCUUAGAAAAGACGAUAUUUUAGAGAAUGUUGGAAAUGGGUUGCUAUUGAUUUUCAUUGUAUUUUUAUUCUUACUAUGGGAGUGAAAUGCAACUGAUUUCCAACAUUCUCAAAAAAAGAAGAUACUUUAUAGAAUGUUGAAAACAUUUCCAUGUUUUUUUCCUACUAAGGGAGACAAUGUAUGCCUGUCUCCAACGUUCUUAGAAAAGACGAUGAUUUGGAGAAUACAGGAAACAACUCAAUGGUCUUAGCAUUCUUCAAAAUAUCUUCUUUUGCAUUCAAUUGAAGUAAGAGACUUGUUAAGGUUUUGGAACCUUGAGGGUGAGUAAAUUUGGACUUUUUGGUGAACAUUUACUUUAAAUGUAAAGUGCCAAAGCAGUCACUGAAAAGAGAAACACCAAGUCUGAACCUGUGCUAGAAUUUAUUAGAUUUUUAUUUUUUUGUAUAAAUUGAGUGAGUAAAUUUGUUUAGGCUUUUGUAUUUGUUUCUAUGCUACACUAAAACUGACCGACCUCUCAUCAUUUUAUACAGUUUUACAUGAGAAAAAUCAUUUUAUUUCAUUGUUGUAUUAUAAAAUACAAUUAUAAUUGUAUUUUAUUGUUGUUUUAUUUGUACUUUAAAGUUAAAAUUGAAGUUCAGUUCAUGUGCUAUUUUUUUUCAUCCAUUUCUUGGCUCAGUAUUGAUGUGUUUUCUGUAUAACAGUAAGAAAUGAAUCAUAACAAUGCAUGUAUGUAAAGCAGCCUGUGAUACACAAUAGCAGCGGAAAUAUUCACAGGACUGCAGAUGGAUUAAAUAAAUACUGCAUGGAUGCAUUUCAGUUCUCCUGGGACCUUGGCCAGGUCUUUUUAUAUGUAUACAGUUUAUGAUAUUUAUUAAUUUAUUUAUAUAGACUAUUUGAAUAAUUCUCAAAAUAUUUGUCAGUGUUUGGAGGCACAGUGUUUUAACAGUAGAGGGCAGUGUAGAAACAGCGCAGAUACAAUCCCCACAAUCCAAAAGCCUCUUGAGUGCACGUUUUCACUUCUCCCUUUACAGGCAUUUAUUAAAGGCAUGUACAGUUGUAUAAAGUCUCAUAACUAAAUAAAUCUGUUCUUACCUUCUG
Messenger RNA from Danio aesculapii, 8420 nucleotides. It is a transcript of the gene arap3, whose product is annotated as ArfGAP with RhoGAP domain, ankyrin repeat and PH domain 3. Gene Ontology annotation, biological process: positive regulation of GTPase activity; signal transduction. Gene Ontology annotation, molecular function: protein binding; GTPase activator activity; phosphatidylinositol-3,4,5-trisphosphate binding. Lineage: Eukaryota; Metazoa; Chordata; Actinopteri; Cypriniformes; Danionidae. Bases 202 to 5193 code for a protein of 1663 amino acids. The transcript is spliced from 34 exons. The record is from RefSeq and is a predicted model, not a curated record.